AUGCAGCGGCGCAUACGGCGAAAGAUGCCGGAUCCGUUGCGCCAGGCACCAGCCACCGAAACGCGGCUCCGGCGGUGCCGGCGAAAGAUGCCGGAACUUUGGGAGGUGGAGCACAGGGAGUUAGCAGAGCAUGACCAGCCACUUGCGCCAUCUUCUGCACCCGCAGCGGGGCUCUUCGUUCGGGCGGCCAGCGCCAUGACCCCGAGCAUGUCGGGACCUAUGCCCUGCAGACAGGAGCAGCAGAGCCAGUUGUUUGCACACUUGUGCUCGGCCAUCCGCACGAAGGGCUCCAAGAAGGUGCUCUACGUCUCUGGGAUGCCAGGCACCGGGAAGACGGCCUCCGUCCUGCACAGCAUCCGCGCGCUGGCUCAACAGCACGACCUGCGGAGGAAGUUCAUCUUCCUGCAUGUGAAUGCCAUGUGUUUGGGAAAGCCGCAGGCAGUGUAUGGCGAGAUUUGGCGCCAGCUCAAGCACGCAGGCUUGGUCGCUCGGAGCCGCUUCGUGUCCUCCUGCGCGGCACCACGCGAGGUUGAGAGCUUCUUCUUGCACCGCAAGAGGGAUGAUCCGGAGAGUGGCUGGAUCUGUGCGGUGGACACCCCCGAAGGUGCCUUGAUGCACAGCAGAUGUGCCUGGGGAGGUCACGUGAUCAAGCUCGAGCUGAAGAACAUCACCAUCCAGGACGCACCUGCGAAGACCAGCCAGGUGUUGGUGAGGCCAGAGGUGCGCUCUUUGCUUCAAGACUUGAGCCCUGUGGAGGGUUUAGAACUGCAGUCCGUGGAGCUCUUGGCUCCGGGCGAAGCCCGUGUCACAGCGAAGAGCUCCUGGUCCCUGCUGCGGCGUAUGGCGGUGCUCUUUGGGGACAUGGCGAACCAGGUGAUGGACGACUUCCUGUGCGAGAACGAGGACAGCCUGUCCUGGCACCAGAAGAUGCGCCGUGACUAUCCCAAGCGCGGAGAUAGUGCCUGCGCCUUUUGGAAGGAAGAUCGUGCUCAACUGCAUUGCCUCAUCCUGGUCCGGCCAGAAGCUCAGCAGGACCGCUUCACCACCUACGUGGUGCUUCGAGCCGAGACGCGCUUCGCGCAAUGGGCCACG
Messenger RNA from Durusdinium trenchii, 1092 nucleotides. Lineage: Eukaryota; Dinophyceae; Suessiales; Symbiodiniaceae. The record is from the annotation of a GenBank genome assembly.